Coregonus sp. 'balchen' is the source of this 314-nucleotide messenger RNA. The record is from the annotation of a GenBank genome assembly. NCBI's taxonomy places the organism in Eukaryota, Metazoa, Chordata, Actinopteri, Salmoniformes, Salmonidae.
AAUGCUGGCUUUACUCCCCUAAAUAAUGUGAUUAGUAAGCUAUCAGGUAGUACCAGACUAUUAUGCACUAAAGGAGUGAGUAGACAUGAAGGUACCAACAGGAAAGAGGACAGACAGAGGGACCUAAAUAUCAGAGAGAGGCCUCCUUUUCCCAAGUCAGUGAAUACCAAAAGAAGAGGGCUGAGGCAGCCCUGCAGGAGGAGGAACCAGACUUCCCCAGAAAGAACAAGAGAGUGGAAUCCCCAGACCACCCUCUCACUGCCUCAGAAUGGGAGAGCCUCAAAUUGACUUCACCGAUCGCUUUGACGUCCGGA